Messenger RNA from Paraglomus occultum, 1872 nucleotides. The record is from the annotation of a GenBank genome assembly. NCBI's taxonomy places the organism in Eukaryota, Fungi, Glomeromycota, Glomeromycetes, Paraglomerales, Paraglomeraceae.
AUGGCUCCCACUGAGCUCAAAAUCAAAGGAAAGACAUGUUUCUCGCAUUUGUCCUCAAUCGAUACCGACGAAGACCUCUCAAAGACUUGGCGUCUCAUGACCAAAGUGAAAGACGCCCUUGAGUAUGGUCGCCGAUUGGAAAACUUGUCCUGGAGAUUAUGGUUCAUGCAUCACCUCAUAGUCUACGACCAGAAAAGAAGCAAAAAGUGCUUUAGAAAAUUAUCUACCGCUACAACAAAAAAGCUGGAAACGGAAAAAUCCACUGCUCUAGACAUGUUGGAUACUCCAAACUUCAAGUCAAAGUCCUCCGAUAGCAGUUUUCUCGAGAAAAAGGGUAAGAAAAAGGCCAGAAAGCAUGGCUCUAAUGCUGCUAAGCGUCCCGACGCAAAGAAACCGAAAUAUGCCUCGAGACAGUGUUCGAUGCCAUCUUCCGAGACGUUUGUGAAAAUGGACACCUCUCAAAUGGACAUUGAUGACAAGGGAGCUUUGUCCGUUCAAAUCCCCUCGUCUGCUUCUACUGAAUCUCUGACAAUGAGCCCUACCCAUAAUGAUAUGGUCAUGAUUCAAGGUUCUCCCGAAAGCACAAGUACAAUAUCUACCAAUGAUGACCCGAACGACAUGCAACUGACCGAGCCGGUCGGUUUGAACGAUAUUUACACCGUAUUUAACGAGGAUUUCUUGCGUGGCUCUUUCACCGACGAACAUGCAUUUGUUCUUCAUCGGUAUACAACCGACCAGGAGGAAACCCAAUCGGUUAUUCUUCAGGAUAGCUACGUGGGCUACGGAUCGGAUUUCCAUUCCGACCUACCUAGCAUUGGCGUCUCUUUAAACCAACUUCUCCGCUCCGUCUACAAUAACUAUUCUUCUGAUUCCUCCGAACCCACCUCGCCGUCUGAAAUGGAUUUGAUCAAUAGUCAAGGAUACGUCCAGUCGGACGCUCAGACGAAUCCAGGACUUCAAUAUCAUCACCACCUCACCGAACAAAUGGUGGCCAGCCCGUCUAAUGCUGUCUAUGUACCCCGUUCGACGUCUACGCCGACAAUUGACACGGAUUUAGCAAACAAUCUGAUGAACGUUUUGGGGACUCCCAUGAAUACGCCAGUGACUGAUAUACCAAGCCUUGGUAGUGGGAUGAUGUACAUGAACCAAUAUCAAUCGGAGCAGUCGACUGUACAGCCAAUAUCAAUAUCGCAGAGACAGACGAAUUCGACUGGGAAUAAUCAGGCGUCCGCUCGGCAGAAUCCAGAAAAUAGAGUAAAGAAAGCCCAUUCGGGCGGUGAACAACAGUGUUUCAAUUGCGGUGUUACGUCUACACCGCUUUGGCGACGAUCAGCAAAUGACGAGCUACUAUGCAAUGCGUGUGGUUUAUACUUGAAGCUUCACAAAAUGGACCGGCCGAAAACUAUGAAGCCUCACAUAGUUCGAAAGGAUGCUAGGGAUGACGAGGCAUCUCAACCCGUUUGCACAAAUUGUGGCACAAUGACAACACCUUUAUGGCGUCGAGAUGAAGAAGGACAAACACUGUGCAAUGCAUGUGGCUUGUAUUUCAAGUUACAUCACGAAAAAAGACCCCUGUCCAUGAAAACGGACAUCAUAAAGAAACGGCAACGGUACGAAAACGGACAAAACCCCAAUCGGCGGACAGCCAAGAAACAACGGGACAGCAUAACGCAACAAGUGUCGUCGCCACGGUCGACAUCGCCGACAGAGGCGCAAACACAAACAAUAUAUCCUUCAAUUGGAGUGACUACUUCACCGAAUCCUUCUCCAAUUGGGAUAACUACUUCACCGAAUCCUUCUUCGGCACGGACAUCUACGUCAUCCAUGAACGUCGCCAGUAAAGUAUCGCCAAUAAGUGCGACAAGUAUUUAA